Molecule: messenger RNA, 435 nt
Organism: Funneliformis caledonium
Lineage: Eukaryota; Fungi; Glomeromycota; Glomeromycetes; Glomerales; Glomeraceae
Source: the annotation of a GenBank genome assembly
AUGCGUAGUAAUAUCGCUCCUUUGAUGCUAAGCGCAGGAGAUGCUGAGCCACAAGCUCCUGCUUUGCGUUCAUCCAUCGAAAAACUGCCUAAGAAGAAGGCUAAGAAAUUGAUUAGAAGAGAAGAUUCGCCCAUCGUAAAAAAGUUAAUCAAGAAAUUAUCCGCUCCUAUUCCACAGCAAAUUUCUUCCGAUAGUACUAUUUCUUUGCAGACAUUCCCCAAAAUGGAUGUUAACUCAAUUAAUUUUCGUGAAUUAAAUGACAGGAUCAUCAAAGCUGAAGGCGAUAAUCAAAAAACCGUUUUACAACUGAUCCAUAGCUAUUACUAUUUUAGAAAAGGGUAUAGGUUAUGGUUUGAUCAUUAUAAAAAAACGUAUAGUGAUAAUACGUCCAAUUUUCUAGUUAAUGAUAAAAUUCGUGAGUGCUUUCCAGACUAA